AUUCCAAAAGUCACUCAAUUGAGUCACACAUGACAUUGAUAAAAUUCUCAACAUGCAGCUCCAGCUGGAAACCGGAGCAUGCGCAAUCACCGCACUUUGCCCACGCCACAGGUCGGACAUGCGCAGUCUCAUCGCUGGCCUACCGGUCUCAGGUUGGUUUACGUUCCGAGGCAAGGAAACGAUUGGUUCGAGACAAAGUGGUGCAUUUCCGAAAAAACUCCUUGUGGUUAUUCAUUUUGUGGUGGCGAUGGCGAUGCUGGCAGAACGGUCUUGGGGCUCAUGAACAGGGGUCUACAGAAAACAUUAAAGUUCAAAUAAAGAACAACACAGUGGGCCUGGGAGCAACAAAAGAUCAUGAGGACAACUGGAUUGCGCACCAGGAUGAGUUUAAUCAACUUUUGUCUGAGCUCAACGUCUGCCACAAACAGAAUGGCUCAUCAGUGGCUGAGGAUAAAACUGCAUUUAGUCUUGAAGAGAAAUCUAAAUCUUCCAAGAAACGAGUUCACUACCAGAAAUUUACCAAAGGAAAGGAUCUCUCUUCUCGUAGUGCGAUAGACCUUGCCUGCAUUUUUGGAAAGCGUGGCAAACAGGUCAAAGGAUCCAGAGGUCAGGAAGAGCAAGUGAUGAGUGACACCUGUUUCAUGCCUGACAAUGACCCAGAAGUUCCUGGUGACUCAGAGCCCAAAGUUGAAAUAAAUACUGUGACCAGUUCUCUUACAAUGCAGGAGUACUUUGCUAAUAGGAUGGCACAACUGAAAAAACCUAAAGCAAAGCAUGAGAUCCAUCAAGUUUGUGCUACUCAAGACCUUGCAGGAGAUGAUGAGAGUUCAUUUCAAGAAGUAAAAAGGAAGAGAAAGAAAUGUAGCAGAGGAGAUGCCAACAGGGUUUGCAAUCUUGACAAACAGCCCAUACUCUCAAAGCAAGCCAAAAGUGGAGAAUAUGUGGAGAUAAAUAAUGAUCUGAUUGAAGAUAGCUCGGUUAAGGAAAAUUGCCGAAGUAAAAAGUCGUCCAGAAAAAAUAGUGCAAAACUUUUGGUAUCGUUCGAUCAGAAAGUUUGUCCUUUAGAAGAAGUUGAAUCAAUGAUUCCAGUUGAUCAGUACUCAAUGGUCAAUGAGUCAUCAGAGAUGCACAAUGAACAGGAAUGCAGAGAGGAUCAGAACAAACAGAAGAAGAUUAAGAAGGUGCCAUAUUUGACGAAUGAGAUUUCUCAAUCUUGUCAUGAUUCAACAGAAAGAAGGAAGAAGAAAAUAAAGAAACAGAAGUGUUGAGGCUUGCAGAAACUGUGCACAUUUCUUAUUGAAAACCUUCCAAACGAUGAAUUAUUUUACAAGCAAUAUGUACUUAAACUUCUUUAUCAAACAGUGGUCUUAAUGCAACUGCUGUUCUUAAUUAAGCAUAAGCAGCAAGAUUGAUUAUUGAGAACCGACUGGUUAAGCAAUGUGUUUAAAACAAAGUUAUAACAAUUUCUCUUAAAUGCAUAAAAUGAAAUUUGUAAAUAUAUUUUGGAUAUGGAGAACUGAUCAUUCACUCAUUUACUCAGUUUGCAAUUUCAGAAACAAUUGCCUUUUCUAAUUAUUAUUCUACAUUUUUACUUCUGGAGCAAAUGUUUUUGAAGCAAGAGGUCCAAAAAGCCUCUCCCAAUUAAAUUUGGCUUGAAACCUA
Molecule: messenger RNA, 1662 nt
Organism: Chiloscyllium plagiosum (whitespotted bambooshark)
Lineage: Eukaryota; Metazoa; Chordata; Chondrichthyes; Orectolobiformes; Hemiscylliidae
Source: RefSeq, a predicted model, not a curated record